AUGUCUGACGAUGGCUAUGGCGGCGGCGGUGGCGGCGGCGAUGACUACGACUACGAUGCCCCGGGAUUCAAUGAGGAUGCAUUCGACGAGAACUAUGACCUCAAUGCGCCAGAAGGUGCUGAUGGCGAGGCAGGCGAAGGCAACGGACAGGCGAACGGCUUUGAAGGCGCAAAUGGUACAGGCCAAGAUCAAGACCAGGAGAUGGCAAACGGCGAAGCACAAUCGCUAGAUGCUGGUACGUCUGGCGCCGGAAUGCGGGGAGAACGACAACCGAACAAAGUGAGGGUGACGACGCCAUACCUGACAAAAUACGAGCGCGCACGGGUAUUGGGGACUAGAGCAUUACAAAUUAGUAUGAACGCCCCCGUCCUAGUACCACUCGACGGGGAGACCGACGCGCUUCAAAUCGCAAUAAAAGAACUUUCACAGCGCAAGAUCCCUCUCAUCAUCCGACGGUACCUACCAGAUGGUAGUUUUGAAGACUGGAGUGUAUCCGAGCUCAUUACAGAUUGA
This is a messenger RNA of Fibroporia radiculosa, 513 nucleotides long. RefSeq lists its product as uncharacterized. Gene Ontology annotation, cellular component: RNA polymerase II, core complex; RNA polymerase I complex; RNA polymerase III complex. Gene Ontology annotation, molecular function: DNA binding; DNA-directed RNA polymerase activity. The transcript has 4 exons. Gene Ontology annotation, biological process: DNA-templated transcription. The coding region runs from base 1 to 513 and encodes 170 amino acids. Lineage: Eukaryota; Fungi; Basidiomycota; Agaricomycetes; Polyporales; Fibroporiaceae. The record is from RefSeq and is a predicted model, not a curated record.